AUGUCUGUUGUGGGCCGAAAUGGAAGUAAGUUAACAAAAAAAUGUUUUAUUUUUCAUUUCAUUUCAGCUCAAACAACUGCUCUGAAAUUCACCUCAUCUGCUGGUCAAGACAGUGGUUUUAUAUCAGCUAAUGUUGGUGACAGUGUAACUUUACUAUGUCCCCGUGAAGAUUAUCCUGCAACAAGGGUUUACUGGUAUAAGCAAACGCUGGCACAGAAACCAAGGCUCAUCUCCACUUUGAAUACUUUUGACACAAAUAGCACUUUUUAUGAUGAAUUCAAGAACAAUCGACGCUUCACACUGGAGACUGAUAAUGGAAAUAAUCACUUGACGAUCACAGAGUUGCAGAUUUCAGACUCAGCUACUUACUACUGUGUUAGAUACUAUUUAUACAAGUUAAUAUUUUCAGAGAACAUUAUUGUCAAUGUAAAGGGUUCAGGUUUAAACAUCCAAGCUUUGGUGCGUCAGUCGGCAUCUGAGAGCAUCCAGCCAGGAGGCUCUGUGACUCUGAACUGUACAGUACACACUGGGACCUGUGAUGAUGGAGAACACAGUGUUUACUGGUUCAAAUACUCUGAAGAAUCUCAUCCAGGACUCAUUUACACACAUGGAGGCAGGAAUGAUCAGUGUGAGAGGAACACCAACACACAAACACACACCUGUGUCUAUAAGUUGCCGAUGAAGAGUCUGAAUCUUUCGCAUGCUGGGACCUACUACUGUGCUGUCGCCUCAUGUGGACAGAUACUGUUUGGAAACGGCACCAAGCUGGAUGUUGGCAAUGAGGUGGACUGUUUUGUCUUGGUGUAUUUCUUGAGUGGAGUUUUGGUGUUCACCAUCAUCCUCAGUGUUUUACUGGCUUUCUCAAUGUACAAGAUGAACAAGAGCAACAGUGGCCAAAGUUACCAGGGUUACAAAGACACAGACAACCUGUAUUAUUGCGCUUCAUCUGAGAACCUGUCCAACAGACAGAAGGACCAAAUCUGGAGUGAAUGUGUGUACUACAGCGUAAAGCAGUAG
This is a messenger RNA of Scomber japonicus (chub mackerel), 1017 nucleotides long. RefSeq lists its product as uncharacterized. Gene Ontology annotation, biological process: response to bacterium. Bases 1 to 1017 code for a protein of 338 amino acids. Lineage: Eukaryota; Metazoa; Chordata; Actinopteri; Scombriformes; Scombridae. The record is from RefSeq and is a predicted model, not a curated record. The transcript is spliced from 4 exons.